This is a messenger RNA of Betta splendens (Siamese fighting fish), 4439 nucleotides long. It is a transcript of the gene pgap4, whose product is annotated as post-GPI attachment to proteins GalNAc transferase 4. The record is from RefSeq and is a predicted model, not a curated record. NCBI's taxonomy places the organism in Eukaryota, Metazoa, Chordata, Actinopteri, Anabantiformes, Osphronemidae. Gene Ontology annotation, molecular function: glycosyltransferase activity. Gene Ontology annotation, cellular component: Golgi membrane. The transcript has 2 exons. Gene Ontology annotation, biological process: GPI anchor biosynthetic process. The coding region runs from base 1628 to 2815 and encodes 395 amino acids.
GGGUUCAGUGUCUGGAACUGUUUCUAUUAUCUGUCUAUUAGCCUGAUGCUAACUGUUAGCCGUGUGUUGCGUUGUUUUGGGCAGAUCGGACUCCGCCGGCUUAACUUCCCCCGUGUCUCGUCUAUCGGGGUCUCUGUGGUGUUUGUGUGUUUUAGCGUUGGUCUUUGUUUUAGCACAUUUAGAGAUUUAAUUUUGAUUAACUCAGCAAAGGGAACUUUGGGGCAAGUGUUUCAUGGUGCGAGCAGAAACGUGAGUCUUUAAUCCUUUUUAUUUGAACCCUUUCAGUUCUUGGACAGUAGAAUCAGGCUCCGCUUUAAUCUCAAGUUUUCACAGGACAAGCAAGGAAUGAGUUGCGGUCUGACUCCGUCUUUGUUCUUGUGGCAUGAACACAAACUGUUUACAGUUUUUAUUAUAGUUAUUUACACACAAUAAAUAAACUGCUACUCACUCUAUCACUUCGUCACUUUCUGGUUAUUCAGGCCAAGUGGGCGAGGUCGUGAUUUUGCGCCCGUCUCCUCCGCUCCAGGCGCCUUUACGCACAUGUUUCUUCUGAAGGCUCGGAGCGGCGCUUCUCCAGCAGGUGGCGCCCUAGACGACCGCCUAUGCCCAGAACCGGCCCUGUGGUUAUUGCACAUUUAUGUUUGUACAGCACUGAGUCAUCGUUUUGUGUAACCGGUAGAGUUCAGUUCAGACACAACCUGGGGGAAGAAGCUGACCCUGGUUCUGCUGGUUCUGGUGGCUAUGGCUCUGUGACGCCUGCCAGAGGGGAGGAGCUUAAACAGUUUGUGUGUGGGGUCAGCGGUGAUGCUGACAGCCCGUUUCCUGAGUCUGGACCGGUACAGAUGCUCAAUAGAAGGAAGCUCAGUCCCAAUGAUCUUCUCUGCUGACCGGACCUCCCUCUGCAGUCUGUGUCUGUCCUGCCUGGUGGCUGAACCAGACCACACAGUGAUGGAGGUGCAGAGGACAGACUGGACGAUGGCCGUGUAGAAGGUGGUCAGCAGCUCCUGGGGCAGGGAAGUUCAACCUCUGCUGGGUCUUUUUGCGGACAGUGUCUAUGUGGGGGCCCCACUUCAGGUUCUGGAAGAUUGUGGACCCUAGGAACCUGAAUGAGUCCACGGUAGACACUGUGUUGUUGUGGAUGGUGAGGGGGAGAGGGGGCAGGCGGUUCUUCCUGAAGUCCACUGUCAUCUCCACAGUCAGCUGGUUCUGACUGCACCACUGGACCAGCUGCUCCACCUCCUGUCUGUAUGCAGACCCAUCAACGUCCUGGAUGAGCCCAACGACGGUCAUGUGGUCUGCGUGCUUCAUACUUCAGACGCGUCUCCUGAGGUGCAGUCUUUGGUAUAGGGGGAUAGAGCAGUGGGGAGAGGACACAUCCCUGAGGUGCGCCGGUGCUGAUGGUGCCUGAUGUGAUGCUUCCCAGCCUCACCUGCUGCCUCCUGUUAGUCAGGAGCACAGACACAAGACAAGGACCAAGCUGACGCUUUCUUGAGCUGUUAGACUACAUGUGGUUGAUCUGGCUGAUCUGGGGCUGUGGAUUUUCUCCUGUCGACUGUGUGCUAGGGCGCUAAUGUAAAGCCUCCUCAGACAUCCUCUAUCUGACCCCUUCCAGCUGCCUGUUUUCCCAAUGCCUCGAUGGAAACCACUCGUCCGUCAGUGUUUGCGAUGGUCCAAGCCAGUCAGUCAAGCCUUUGCCUUGUCCAUCAUCACCUUUUGUGUCGCUCUGCCUCUGUGCUGCCAUCGGAUCCUUUACUCUUACUACUUUAUCAAGUCCAUGUACCUUGAAUCCAUGAGUGAGGAGGCUCUACGAACAAGCCUGGACCAAGGUCAAGAAGCGCUGCACUUCUGGCAGAAACCCACUUCUGAGGCAUCCUCCAGGUUCCGAGAUGCUGCCCAGCAUCCGGAGCUCCUGGUUACUGUGAUAACAGCCAGACGGGCUGAGGGAAAGGACUUCCACUAUCUGUUGCAGGUGAUGCGGCAGCUGCACGGCAUUCUGGGAGACUGUGGGGAGCAGCGCUGUGCAGAGGUGCUGGUCUGUGACGUGGAAAGUGGUCCUGUGGAAAACAAGGAUGCCAAGCUGCUGGAGCCGCACUUCAGGGUGAUCCGCCGCCCCCCUCAGGAGCAGCAGAGGAGCUGGGAAGUCAACAUGUUUGAGAAGGAAAAGCGAGAUUACGUCUUUUGCCUCCGCAAGGGAUGGGAGCUGGUGAAGCCAAGAAACACGGUUGUCCUGGAGGAUGAUGCUUUGCCACAGCACGAUUUCUUCACAGUUGUAAAAGACUUGCUGUCGCGCAGGUUUGCCCUCCAGACUCUUUACAUCAAGCUGUAUCACCCUGAAAGGCUGCAACGCUAUUGGAACCCAGAGCCCUACAGAAUCCUGGAGUGGGUGGGACUCGGCCUGGUGGGAGCGACGGUGCUCCUCCUGAUCCUUCCCUUCUGCAACCCCUGCUCCUUGUCCUUCACGUUUUCAUGCGGCCACGUCAUCUUCUUCACCAUCUACUUCAUGGCGGCUGCCGAGCUGGUGGGGCGCCACUACCUCCUGGAGGCGCGGAGGCUGUCCCCGCAGCUCUACGCAGUAUCACCUGCCACCGAGUGCUGCACCCCGGCCAUGCUCUUCCCUGGCAACGCCUCGCUCAGGGUGGCAGAGUAUCUGGACGGCUCGUUCUGUGUCAAAGGGAACGCCAAAGACAUGGUUCUGUAUAAGGUAGCCAGGACGGUCCCUGGGGAAAGGUCUCAUAGCGUGGAGCCCAACCUUGUCACCCACAUUGGUGCGUACUCCUCUGUCAGGACCAACCCAGCUCGACCCAAACUCCUCUGACAGGAGGCGUGGAGAGGAUUGAAUCUGGUUCCUCCUGCCAUGAUCAGACGUUUAAAGAUGUCACUCAGCAAACAUUGGUUUGAAGGUGAAAAGUUGUUGGGUCUGAGUUCAGUUUAAAUAUUACCAUAGUAAAGUUGAGUAAUAUUUUAUAGACUCCAGCCUAUAAAAGCUAAAUGACACGACUGCGUCCAAAGUUAGUGGAACCCAAAAGAGACAUUAAAAGAUGUCAUGUUUAAAACAAAUGCAACCUGAUUCUGAUCUGUGUUACCUGGAACUCACCAAAUCCCUGAGCUGUGUUUAUGCUUCAGGAUCAUCAUGCUGGAUUUCAUGUUUCUAUGCUGCUGUAAUGUUGUAGUUCUACUGCCUUGGCUCGUGAAACCAUCAAAACAAUCAGAUGCUGUUUAAAUCCUUCACAUUGCACUUUUAGGACGUGUGUGACAUGAGACUGAAGAACUUGAUCAAAGGCUUCAUCCACAGUUUAAACACCCAGAGGCUGCAGCAUCCUGUUAUGAUCUCAGAAAUGUCCAGUAACUGGUCAGACUUUGAACGUGUGACCUGUUAUUUAUUGGCACUGGAGCUUUGUAUUUCUUCAGUGGUUGAAUAUGAGGUUUGGACCAAUGUUCUUCAAUGACUUUCUAAAACAAUAUUAUUCUGUUUGAGGAAACAACUACUACAGCAUAGGUUACUGUAUCAGUGACUUGAUUAGACAUAUGGAGACACAGCAAGUGAUAAUAUCUGCCUUUAAACCAACAGUCUGACGCUUCAGAAUGAAUCUGAACGUUAUUUAAUCUCUACUAUUAAAGGAGAUGUAAGAAUAGUCAGCAAACCUUGGAAGCUUCUGCUUUGAACAAGAGUGAAACACACAGACUCCUGCCACCUGCUUGCUCCUGCAAGCUCCUCCAGGGGCCACUCCUCUACGUUCUGUCUGACUCACCUAGUUUAAUGAGGCUCUUUGUGUGGUGGUUUGCUGUUGAGUGCUACACUUGCUCUUGACAUAAAACGCUGCAGAUGAAUAACUGGAAUGUGAGACUGUUGGUAAUCAAACUAGCAGGUCACUGACUGCUCUUUGUAUCCCUGAAUGUGCCUUUUAGUCUUUAUUAUAUGUAGUUAUCUAGUAAGAAUGACAGGAAGUAGCUGCCAAAGUAAAACUAACACGUGCAUGAAGUUUUCCAAUCUGCCAACAUUAGAUCAGCUGUAAAAUUUCUUUGAUUAAAACACAGUUUUGUUUGACAACUUAUUUAAGUUAAUCUUUAAGAUAACAUCGGAUCAAAGUGUUGUUAUAGCGUAUACUGCUUCCUGUUGUUCUGCUGAUUUAGCGUUUUUUUUUUGGUCAGAAUUAACAAGGUGUAUGCUGUUUAUUACUUGCUUCAAUGUUGCACUUUAUAAAAGGAAUCCUUAAAUAAAAUAUAUCAGGUGAAAGUUUAAUCAAGUUCAGUAAAAAAUUAAAAUCACAAAAUACAAAUUAAAAUGGUUUAUCUAUAAUAUUUUCCCUAACUCUAAGUAUACACACUUGCCUUUAAGUUUGUUUUCUUAUGUUUAUCUAUUGACUAAUUUGCAAAAUUCAAUGAAAUGUGAAUUAUUUAUUUGUAGGGUCUUCCUAUAACAAUAUAUUGAUUUUACUUCA